AUGACUCAAAGAAUCAUUCAAACAACAAAAGAUGCAAAAGAACAACAAGAAGAUCUCAAUAAAUUACGAAAGAUGCUAAUUAAUUCUAAUUAUCCUAUGAAAGAAAUAGAAAAACUUAUAAAAGAAACUUGUGAAACAUCAAGUACAAAUAAGUCGUCAACAUCAAAUAACAAAGAAUUUAAAUUUACCAUCAGUUUACCAUACGUUCCUGGAAUCGAAGUACUUAAACGAAAAUUAGAAAAAUUAAAUAUUAAAUUAUAUUUUUCUUAUCCAAAUAAAAUACAAACAUUUUUGAAUCAACCGAUGAAAAUACAAUCAAAAUCAGUGGUAUAUCAAGUUCAAUGUGACUGCAACCCACCAAAGAUAUAUAAUGGUGAAACAAAAGUCGGUAUCAAAAAGAGAAUGCACCAACACUAUCAACUUAUAAACAGACUCGAUAAUAAAUCAGAAAUGGUUCAACAUAUUGAAGAAAAUCGUUACCAAUGCUUAUUUAAUACUGAAAAAGCUUUUAUAAUAGAAAAAGAAAAAAAUAAAUCUUCUUCUAUUCAAUUACUUGGUGCAGUUGUUACACGAUCAAAAUCUAAAGCAACAUCAACUAAUAUUACCUCUUCAUCUUCACCACAACAGCCACAAACUUCUUCAGAUGCUUCAUCGUUUUCUUCAACUGUUUCUAAUCAUUCAAAUUAUCUUGUUCAACAUUUCGAUAUUACAGAAUUAAAAGAACAUCAAAAUAAUGAUAUUCAAAUUCAAAAAAUUAUUAAUAAUUUAAAACGAAAUCCAAAUAUUUCUUUUGAUCUUAAAGAUGGAAUUUUAUAUAAAUUACAAUCUAAUUAUCAUGAAAAAACAAAACGAACAUUAAUUUAUAUUCCAUCUUCCAUGAUAACAUCAUUACUUGUUUCUUAUCAUGAUAAUCCUUUAAUUGGUGGUCAUUUUGCGGUUAGAAGAACAUUAAAUAAAAUCCAACAACAAUUUUGGUGGCCAAAUAUGAAGCAAUCUGUUAUUGAUCAUAUCAAAUCCUGUGUUGUUUGUCAAGCUUAUAAUGUUAGUCGAGAAAAACGUCCAGGAUUUCUUCAUCCAGUUCCACCUCCUGAUGGUCCUAAUCAAUUAAUUGGAAUGGAUUUUUGUGGUCCAUUUCCAACAACACCACAAGAUAAUAAAUAUGUUUUAUGUCUCACAGACUAUUUUACAAAGUUUGUAACUGCUAUACCAUUACCAGUAUGUUCUGCUUAA
Rotaria sp. Silwood2 is the source of this 1230-nucleotide messenger RNA. Lineage: Eukaryota; Metazoa; Rotifera; Eurotatoria; Philodinida; Philodinidae. The record is from the annotation of a GenBank genome assembly.